Messenger RNA from Betta splendens (Siamese fighting fish), 1661 nucleotides. RefSeq names its product GTPase IMAP family member 8-like. The record is from RefSeq and is a predicted model, not a curated record. Gene Ontology annotation, molecular function: GTP binding. NCBI's taxonomy places the organism in Eukaryota, Metazoa, Chordata, Actinopteri, Anabantiformes, Osphronemidae. The coding region runs from base 125 to 1435 and encodes 436 amino acids. The transcript is spliced from 5 exons.
CUCCCAUCGGGUGGAUCCAGACUGUAGGGACGCUUAAGAGAAAAAUUCAGUCUUACUAGUUUCAAACAUCAGCCAGAGGCUUAAGUCAAACCUACGAAGUGUUUUAUGUGAAGCAACUGACGAGAUGAGUUUUGACAAAGGUUCUACAUCACCGCCUUCUGAUUGGACCAUCGCCGUGUUUGCAAAGAAAACUGACUUUAAAAAAAAGGUUGUAGACAUCAUCUGCAAACAUGUGUCGGCAGAAAACAGCACUUUCACAGUCAUCACCACUCCAGAGGUCUUUGAUGAACAGUGUUUAUAUCCUGACCAGCAGAUUAUUGACUUCAUGGCUCGGUCCCUGCCUGGUCCCAAUAUCUUCAUACUGGCUAUAGAUUCAGAAAACUCUUCAGAAGAAGACGCUGUGACUCAGAUCACUAAACUUCAAACAACCAUAGGACAAAAUGUCACAGAACAGUUGGCUGUUGUAAUAGAAGUAAUAGAAGACAUAAAUAUUUAUGAUUCACUCACUUGUCUGAGAGAUGCAUUUAGCUCAAUUCAGUUGACGACUCUCACUGAAGAUCUGGCCGAUAAAUGUAACAAGUGGCGUUCAGGCCCCUUUCAGUACGACUACAAAAACUACAGCGCUGAUGUUGUGAGAAGAAGAAAGAACGAACUGGAGAGCAACAGGAGCGUCUGCCUUCCAUCUUACCACCAGUGCGUAGCGAGAAACAACUCUCCAUCCACCUCACAAUGUACCGUCGCUCUACCUGCAGCAGCACCUACAGCAGCACCAUGUGAACCUAAUAAAGUGUCUUUCAAUACCAAUGAUGACUGCUUUAACAUUGUUCUGCUGGGACUCACUGGGACAGGAAAGAGUGCAUCUGUAAACACCAUCCUAACGUAUGGAAACUCCAGCACUAAGUCUAAAAACUUUGUCCAGUCUGAGCCAAGCUCCAUGCCCAUCACCACCGAGUGUAACGCCGUAGUGGUGGAGAAGUUCAAAAGGCAGAUCAGAGUGGUCGACACACCGGACUUCUUUAAUGACCACAUCAAAAACUCCCAGGCACAGAUCCAUGAGUGCAGGAAGUACUGCCAGCCAGGGCAAUGCGUGGUGCUCCUGGUGUUCCAGCUGGGCCGCUUCACGGACGGUGAGGCCAAAUUAUUGGGGAAGCUGGAAGAAACGUUUGGGUGGAAAAUCAGGGACAGCGCCGUGGUUCUGCUCACCCACGGAGAGAGCUUCGAAGGCAAUCCUGAUCAGUUCAUUGGUGAAAGAAGUACCCUCAAAAGCAUAGUGGAAGCCUGUGGAAACCGAUACCAUGUGUUCAGGAAUACACACAAAGACCCAAAGCAGGUCGUAGCGCUGAUGAGGAAGUUUCCAAACUGUGAAAAAAUAUUUCCAAAGUUAUCAGAAAAAAAUCCCCAUAAUGGCAAAAAGAACGAGUGCUCCUUAUGUUGACUUUGGUUGAUGAACUUGAGUUGCUGCUUGAAAUCGGGAGUUGAGCACAUACCACUAUACUGAUUUGAAUGAAAACCUUCUUCUUCAUGGUGCUCUUGUAUAAAAACAUACCUUACAUUUUAUUUUAAAUGUGAUUUAAACUGCUUGUAAAUUUGCAGCGGCAGUUUGAAGUAAUGAUUCUGUGACAAUGUCAUUUCUGUAGAUAAAUUUUGUUAUUUGCCCUUUU